AUGGAAGUAGCUAUUUGUCCACGUGCAGCAGAAGCCAGUUUUCAUGUGAACUUAAAGAAAAGUGGAAGCACUCCUUUAAAGUUUCAUCGCAAGGAACGACUUCACGUAGUUUCUAUAGCUGCUGGAAUGGUACACAGCAUGGCUCUUACAGAAGAUGGUGCAUUAUUUUAUUGGGUCUCCUCAGAUCCUGAUCUUAGAUGCCAGCAGUUAUAUGCAAUGUGUGGGAGAAAUAUGGUGAGCAUAUCAGCUGGAAAGUACUGGACUGCAGCAGCGACAGCUACAGGUGAUGUUUACAUGUGGGACGGGAAGAAAGGUAAGGAUAAGCCGCUUGUUGCAACUCGGAUGCCGGGUGUAAAGAAGGCUACUUCAGUUUCAGUUGGUGAAACACAUUUAUUAAUUGUGGCUUCCCUGUAUCAUCCUGUCUACCCUAUCGACAUGAUUGAUGAUUCUCAGAAGCUCAAGUCGAGUGACAUAAAUAAUAUGGAGGAGUUCAACGAAGACAUUUUAUUUGAGGAUACCGAUUCCCAUAAUACAAUAUAUACAGUUCAAAAUUAUAAUCUUAGACAGAGAUCUACACCCAGCUUAAAAAGUCUUUGUGAAAAAGCAGCAGCAGAGUGUCUGCUGGAGCCACGGAAUGCCAUACAAUUGCUUGAGAUUGCUGAUUCUCUUGGAGCAGAUGAUUUGAAGAAAUAUUGCGAGGACAUUGUCAUGCGCAAUCUUGAUUAUAUAUUUUCAGUUUCAGCACAUGCUGUAGCAAGUGCCUCACUAGAUAUUUUGGCGAGCCUCGAAGGGUUGUUAGACCAGAGAUCGUCCGAGGCAUGGAGUUACCGUCGACUCCCUACUCCAACUGCUACACUCCCCGUCAUCAUUGACAGUGAAGAGGAUGAUAAUGAGAUAGAGUGUCAAAAGACCUAUGACAAACCCAUGAAAAUAUCUGCACUGAAAUUGGAGAAAGCUCAAAGGUCAGGUUCCUUUCUACAGCCCAAGGAUGAUCCUGAUAGUGAAAUCUCCAAAGUAGUUCGAGCUAUAAGGAAGAAGUUGCAGCAGAUUGAGAUGCUCGAAACUAAGCAGUCUAAAGGAUAUAUUCUCGAUGACCAACAGAUGGGCAAACCACAAGACAAAACCUGCAAUACAUCCAACAUAAAAGCAACCAAGUUCAAACUCUUACAAUGCAGUAGGUGA
Molecule: messenger RNA, 1182 nt
Organism: Lathyrus oleraceus (garden pea)
Lineage: Eukaryota; Viridiplantae; Streptophyta; Magnoliopsida; Fabales; Fabaceae
Exons: 2
Coding region: 1-1182 (393 amino acids)
Source: RefSeq, a predicted model, not a curated record